UGAAACUGAUUCUGGAUCAACAGAUACUACAGGAGAAACACAAACAAGUGGAGGUGCCACUGGAACAGCAACAGGAACAGAUGGUACUGAUUCUGGUUCAACAGUUUCUACAGGAGAAACACACACGACUGGAGAUGCAAGUGGAACAACGACCGGAACCCAUGAAACUGAUUCUGGAUCAACAGAUACUACAGGGGAAACACAAACGAGUGGAGGUACAAGUGGAACUGCAACCGGAACCCAUGAAACAGAUUCUGGAUCAACAGAUACUACAGGGGAAACACAAACAAGUGGAGGUGCCAGUGGAACAGCAACAGGAACAGAUGGUACUGACGCUGGUACAAAAGACUCUACAGGUGAUUCCCCGACAACUGGAGGCACCAGUAGAACAACAACCACAACAGAUGGUACAGACUCUGGAUCUACAGGAGGUUCCCAAUCGAGCGGAACUACCAGUGGAUCAACAACUUCUGUAACAGAAUAUUGUUGGACUCAAUGGUUCGAUGAUGAAAAUGGUGGUGAUAUAUCAGCCUCUGUUGUAUACGAGAAUGAAUCUAUUGAAGAAAUCUUUGCACAAUAUCCAACUAUGAGCUGUCAGAAAC
Messenger RNA from Anneissia japonica, 602 nucleotides. RefSeq names its product nuclear transcription factor Y subunit beta-like. The transcript is spliced from 2 exons. Bases 81 to 476 code for a protein of 131 amino acids. The record is from RefSeq and is a predicted model, not a curated record. NCBI's taxonomy places the organism in Eukaryota, Metazoa, Echinodermata, Crinoidea, Comatulida, Comatulidae.